This is a messenger RNA of Drosophila grimshawi, 1518 nucleotides long. RefSeq names its product transcription termination factor, mitochondrial (gene mTTF). Gene Ontology annotation, molecular function: double-stranded DNA binding. Gene Ontology annotation, cellular component: mitochondrial matrix. The transcript is spliced from 4 exons. Lineage: Eukaryota; Metazoa; Arthropoda; Insecta; Diptera; Drosophilidae. The coding region runs from base 118 to 1413 and encodes 431 amino acids. Gene Ontology annotation, biological process: termination of mitochondrial transcription; regulation of DNA-templated transcription. The record is from RefSeq and is a predicted model, not a curated record.
CCUAGUGGCAACACUGUGCAUUAAACAGCUGUUCGUCGAUUUUCAGCACGUACGAAUUGUUUAUAAUACUUGAGUCAACUAAUUACUACAAAUACAGAACACAGCAAUACUUGAAAUAUGUUGCGCAAUCUGGCGCGCAGCUUGGAAUGUGGUCUAAAACUGCAGCUACAUACGGCAACACCUCUACUCGCAAAAACAACGCCAAAUGCACGUAGGCCGCUGUUUACACAAUACGAAUACGAUGGCCACACGAGAUCGAAGACGAAACCGGAUCUUGCAACUACGGCCAGGAUUAGCAACCAUGCGAUGCUAGGCACUACCAGCGAGGCUGACAAUGAAUAUGUGCCGUAUCGUACGGAGCUCGAAACUGGCAGCCCCAUUGCCGUAUUAAUUUCAGCGCUACGCGAACGUUUCCGGCUAACAGAUGACGAAGUGCAGCGCAUUGUGAACGAUGAGCAAGUGCAUCGCAGCUAUCGUAAUCGCAGUUUAAUACAUACGCUGGACACGCUUCAAUUGGAGGGCGUAAACAAGCAGAGCUUUUUGGAAUAUCCCUGGCUGCUGGCUUUGGAUCAGAAGCGGCUGGAGCUCAAACUGAGUCUAAUCAAGACAAUGCAUAUGCGUGAUAUCAACCACUUUGUGCCCUUUCUGCGAUUAACGGUGCCACGCCUCCGCAAGCUGGUGAGCGCCCUAAAUGCGGAAACAAGCGAAAUUGCACAAAAGAAUCGCGUCUACUACAUCAGCGAGACGCUGGAAGUUAAACCGGAGAUUGUAACCAAAUAUCUGUCGAAACGACUGUUCAUACUGGAAAUGCCGUAUGAAAUGUUCGAGAAGAACUUACAGCACAUGAUUCAUUACAAUGUGUCGCCCAUCAACAUACUGAAAGAUCUAUGGGCCUUUCGCUAUACACCCAAAUCGGUGGAGCUGCGCUUAGAGCGAGCCCAGCGGGCCAAGAAGGAUAAAAUAAUGCCUUGGAUGGUGCGUUGUCCGGAACCAAUCCUACAGCGUUCUUUGAAGCUUUCCCUGGACGAGUUGCAAGUGUUGGGCGAGUUCUCUUCAGUUGUAGAAUAUGUGGCGCAUCGCUUGGGUUUUAGUGUUACUGAAGCCAAGGCCAUUAUGGACAGGCAUCCGCAAGUGCAUACAGUACGCGUGACAAAGAUCAAGGAAGUGUUGGACUAUUUGCUUAAUGAGGCCAAAUUCACGCGCUUUGAAAUUGCUCAGGUGCCGCGCAUUUUAUGCCAUAGCCUAAAGACCACACAGCAGCGCAUGGAGGAGCUGGCUUCACUUGGUUGUAGACCCUCGUCACUGGUCAUCCUAUGUCGCAGCUUGCGGGAGUAUGAAAAGUUUCUGCAACAAUGGAGCCAUUCCCGUGAAGCACCACUGCCGGCAUCAGAUAAACAGCAGUUGAGCAGCUAGAAGCACUGCUAGAUCAGGAUAUAAUAUAGCGACUGAUUUAUAGAUAUAUAUUUAUUUUUUGUUUUCAUUUUCUAUAUUUUGUUGAUAAAAGAAGAAAUGUUUUGG